Prosopis cineraria is the source of this 1560-nucleotide messenger RNA. RefSeq names its product CRIB domain-containing protein RIC10-like. Lineage: Eukaryota; Viridiplantae; Streptophyta; Magnoliopsida; Fabales; Fabaceae. The transcript is spliced from 5 exons. Bases 536 to 1018 code for a protein of 160 amino acids. The record is from RefSeq and is a predicted model, not a curated record.
ACAGCCUCAUGUUACUCGCCCCAACAACCAAACAUGACCUUAGAGGCACCUCUUCGUAAAACUAACUCUCUUCUUUCAAGCCAUUAAUAUUUACUCGUCCCUUCCGAUUCUCUCUGCUUCAUUUUUCAAGUUUCAUGGAUACCCACCUUCUGUUUUUCUCCUCUUUCAACCCCUCUCUUCUCUCCCUCCUACCCACUCAUAAAAAUCUUAUCUUUUCAUAAACCCGUUUGUUCUUGCCUUCGUUCUUCCUCUAUUUUGAUAUAUGUGCCUUCCUCUUCCUCUUACUCGUUUCCCUUUGAUUUUUCUGCCAAGAUUUUCAGCAUAAGACGCAGGCUUUGCAUGUGUCAGCACUUCCCUGCAAGUUUGUUUCAGAAUGAUGACGAAUGGAGCCCAGAAACAAUGGUUUCAGGAGAAGUCUUUUCCUCUCUGAGUUUUUUCUCGCAACAUUGUUGUUAUCCUCUUCAGGCAAAAGCAAUAUCUGUUGAGAAACUUUUGGUCUCUGCUUCUUCCCAUUUCAGAGCUUCUCAUUUCCACCAUGUCAACCAAGAUGAAAGGGAUCUAUAAAAGUCUCAAAUACAUCACCCAAAUCUUUGUUGUGAAGGAGCGCGAGAUUGAAAUAGGGUACCCUACAGACGUUAAGCAUGUGGCUCACAUAGGAUGGGAUGGCCCCUCAGGGAGUGGACCCACUUGGAUGUCUGAAUUUAAAACAGCUCCUGAUUUCUCAACAUCCCUUGGUAAUUUGGAUGAUCGGAGAGAUCCUAAUCCUUUAUCUACCACCAUCAUGCCCCCUCGAGAUAAUGCAGAUUCAAGCCAAUCAUCAUCGAGCAAGUUCAAAGACCAUCAAUCUCACGAGCAUCCUCGUGUUCCUAAAAAGCACAAGCGGAAAAAGGCCAAGUUGGGUUCUGCUAAAUCCUCUCUAACUUCAUCUUCCUCCUCCUCAAAGCAUUCAAGAACUGCAAAACCGACAACAAGUGCAUAUAAUGAGAUGGAAACACCACCACCGGUUGUACAAGUCUAGCCAGGAACAAGAUUCAGUGACAGCAAAGUGAAUGGCAGAAUUCAAGACCUUGUUCAUGCAAGUUAGAAACCAGACAAAAUCUUCCAUUAAUUUCUGUAAAUCCUUGCCAAUUUAAAGAGGAAAAACCAAAAAGAAUGGUGAAGAAGAAUGCUUUGCUGAUCUAGGAUCAUGGGAAUGUGAGAGUUUUUUAUUGUACUGUAUUGAUGGUAAAUUUUUGCAGAUUGAAAAAGAACAGACUUGAUAAUCAGUGAGAGAUGCUCAUGUAACAAAGUCAGCUUGCUAGUAUUUCAUGUGCCAUAUGUGGCAGAGAAAUACUUAUGACUUAUGAGAUCUAAAUGGGGUCCACCUGGAAAGCUAAAUAUCUGCCUUCUAAUGUAUUCACACCUGCAAUAUGCAUGCACCGAGCAAAUUCUCUGAUCCCUGGUGUCUUCUUCGUAGGAUGGAAUUUGAGAGUCUAGUUUCUAUGGUAUUUUUAUGUGAACAUUUGUUGUAUGUGUGAUGUGUAUUAGUUUGGAAUUAAUUCCCACAAGCUGGAGCUUUAA